Messenger RNA from Carassius gibelio (silver crucian carp), 2221 nucleotides. Its product is annotated as potassium voltage-gated channel subfamily A member 3. Gene Ontology annotation, cellular component: voltage-gated potassium channel complex; membrane. The transcript has a single exon. The coding region runs from base 334 to 1881 and encodes 515 amino acids. NCBI's taxonomy places the organism in Eukaryota, Metazoa, Chordata, Actinopteri, Cypriniformes, Cyprinidae. Gene Ontology annotation, biological process: potassium ion transmembrane transport; protein homooligomerization. Gene Ontology annotation, molecular function: delayed rectifier potassium channel activity; protein binding. The record is from RefSeq and is a predicted model, not a curated record.
UUUAGGUUGCCUAACGGUUGCCGCCGAUGCGCGUUCCCACACCCCUCCCCUAAACGGUGGGCAUCGGUGACGCGCGUCUGGGGUUCAUGUUUAUGUCUGUCAGGUUUCCGAUUGGGCGCCGUGUGGACGUGUGAUGAGCAUCCGCGCGCCGUGGGCGGGAACAGUCAUGUUUAUAAACCACAGUACUCGCGCCGUGGGCGGGAAGACUGGAUUGAGAACGUAGUGAUUCGAAAGCGAGAGGACGCGCGGCAGCGGCGGGCGGCGGGCGGCUGUGGCAGACCGGAGCUUGUGGAGGAGGCGCGGCUUCCACUGCCCCUCCACCGAAGCAGCUGUAUGGACGACCACCUCAGCCUCCUCCACUCGCCUCCGCCUUCCUUGAGCAAGCACAGGGGCAAUAACCUCGUGAACCACGGCUACACCGAAAACGAGCAAGACAUCAUGACAAUUGUUGCAUGCGACAACAUGCUGGAGGAGUCGGCGGCGCUGCCCGGGCACCACUCUCAGGAGCGCUACGAGCCAGACCACGAGUGCUGCGAGAGAGUUGUCAUCAAUAUCUCAGGCUUGCGCUUCGAGACGCAGCUCAAAACCCUGUCCCAGUUCCCCGAGACUUUACUUGGCGACCCCAAGAAGAGAAUGCGCUACUUUGAUCCACUUAGGAACGAGUAUUUCUUAGACAGAAAUCGGCCGAGCUUCGAUGCCAUCUUGUAUUAUUACCAAUCCGGAGGGCGCAUACGGAGACCCGUGAACGUUCCCAUAGACAUUUUCUCCGAGGAGAUACGCUUCUACGAGCUCGGGGAGGAGGCCAUGGAGAAAUUUCGAGAAGAUGAGGGCUUUAUAAAGGAUGAGGUGCGUCCGUUGCCCUCUAAUGAGUUUCAGCGACAGGUGUGGCUGCUGUUUGAGUACCCGGAGAGCUCGGGUCCGGCCAGGGGCAUCGCGAUAGUCUCGGUGCUGGUCAUUUUGAUAUCCAUUGUUAUCUUUUGUCUGGAAACGUUACCCGAGUUCCGGGACGACAGGGACCCAACGACAGUCGCGCCGCUGGCGAACGGAACUCUCCCGUUCUUCACCAGUCCCUUUUCUGACCCGUUCUUUGUCAUCGAGACUGUGUGCAUCAUCUGGUUCUCCUUUGAGCUGCUCGUGCGUUUCUUCGCGUGCCCCAGCAAAGCCACGUUCUCCAAGAACAUCAUGAACAUCAUUGACAUCGUGGCCAUCAUACCCUAUUUCAUCACUUUGGGGACCGAGCUCGCGGAGAGGCAAGGCAACGGCCAGCAGGCGAUGUCCUUGGCCAUUCUCCGGGUCAUCAGACUGGUGCGCGUGUUUCGGAUUUUCAAACUCUCGCGGCACUCGAAAGGGCUCCAGAUUCUGGGGCAAACACUCAAAGCCAGCAUGAGAGAGCUGGGCUUGCUGAUCUUCUUUCUCUUCAUCGGGGUCAUCUUAUUCUCGAGCGCUGUGUACUUCGCCGAGGCGGAUGAUCCCGACUCGGGCUUCAACAGCAUCCCUGAUGCGUUCUGGUGGGCGGUGGUUACCAUGACGACCGUGGGGUACGGCGACAUGCACCCGGUCACCAUAGGGGGCAAAAUCGUCGGCUCCCUGUGUGCGAUCGCGGGCGUGUUAACCAUCGCUUUGCCGGUGCCAGUCAUCGUGUCCAACUUCAACUACUUCUACCACCGAGAGACUGAGGGCGAGGAGCAGGCGCAGUACCUCCACAUCGGCAGCUGCCAGCCUCUGUCCUCCUCCGGGGAGCUGAGGAAGACCCGGAGCACGUCCUCGCUCAGCAAGUCGGAGUACAUGGUCAUCGAGGAGGGAGCCUUCAAGCAGCCCAACUUCCCCGCUCAGAACAACCAGAACUGCGUGAACAUUAAAAAGAUGUUCACCGACGUGUAGCUUCUAGACGCGUGCCAGUGCGAGUCUGCGUGAUGAUGGCACUGUAGGUUCGUGUCAUGACAGUCAAGUGCUGCUGAGUGUGUAGCCCUCCAUUUCCACGACGCGGAGGAAAUGUUACAUGUCUAACGCGCCCUCAUGCAGUGUUCAUCACCUGUUUGACUGAACCAUUUUACUGUGAGGAGGAAGCCGCUAUCGGCUCUCAGACCGUUUGCUGUCUUUAGGGUACGUUCAUUCAUAUCUGGCAAUAUGUGACAUCAGUGUGGCAAGCCGUUUUAACAUUUAUUCCUUACAACUAAUUAGCAUCUGUUUUUAUUUUACUAGUAUUUUUUAUUAUGAGUAG